UAUAUUUACAGCUUAGAUAAUACUAUGGGUACCCAAUGAGUUACCAGAUAAAAAGUUGCAGGCCUGUUGUGAAGCUUGGGAUCGUAGAAUCCAGGAACACAACGUCCACUGCUCCAGUCCUCUGAGGAAACACUUGCUUGAAACAAUGGCUGCCGCCCUCGUCGAGAGCGCCCCGGACCACCAAAGGGAAAGAAGUUCUCUGUACAGCUCCCCCGAGAUGUCUGGCGACUAGAGUCCUCCGCUGUCCGCUGGAUACCUCAGUCCCUUGGUCUCAGUGUACCUCACUUAGCAGUACGGACGAUGUAUAUCCAGUGUGUCCGAGCAGGCUACACUUGUCCCAAGUCCGUGACGAAUAAGCUAGCGCUAGCCGCGUUAGCUUCCUGAUGGACGUCGGCGGCUCAGUCCGAGUUCUUUGAAUUAACUUAAUUUAACACAACCAUACCACUGUACAAUGUCUCUGUUCGAGUCACUUGUCGUUCGUCUACAAGCAUUUACAGUAGUAACGCUUACUGGACGGGUUGUUCACAUAACUGUAGCUGUGCGGCGCACAUCUCAACAUGUUGUCUCACUGUUGUUUUCUCUCUUUUUCACUUCCUCAUCGACCUUUCAACUCGACCCUUGACCUUACACCUCAUCAAUAAACAUAAUGCAAAAAGCAUACAUCAAUCUUCCUUUUCUCCGUACUUUCAAAAUAAAAUAUUCUUAACACCUUUCCAUCAUCAUGAACUUUGUAUUCAAGAAAACACAAUACAUUUUACCUCAUGUAAUAACACAUGAACUUAACCAUGAUAACCUAUUUGUACUGCACCAUAGGCAAUAUGCAACACCUGAGUAGUUUUUAAUAUUUUAAAUCAUAUGUAUUAUCUUUAUCAAUUCCUAUUUAUGAAGCUAUGAACUUAUAUAUUCUAGGCCUAAUUUUCCAUAGGGCUACAACAGUAUCAUUAAUGCUUUUAGUUGUGGUCAUAAUCUUAAAUCACACAUGUAUUCACCAACAGAAAAGUGGAAAUGUGUGUAGCUAGCCAGUCAGGAUUUGGCUACCAAAAUCCGUAACUGAAAACAAAACUACAGUGCAGUUUUAGCUCUAUAACCACACAUGACUUUGUUGAAUCAUAACGAUUUGAUAUGAAUUCCAGGUGUAUUAAUCAGCUCAAAUAUUUGCUUUAUGGCUCAAUGAGCCUGUAUGUGUGUAUAAAAAUAUCUGAAAUAUACAAAUAUACAACAUUGCAAACUGGACAGACAGAAGUCUAAUAGGUCAACCUGUCUUGCACACACUUUUCCACAAAACUUAUCAUAUCCAAUAUCUCCCAAGUUACUGUGUGCAAGCCAGAUGCAAUAGCCCUCUAUCAAAAGUGAAAGAGGUGUUCUUUGAUCAGAUAACUCAGUAUGUGCAGCACAAAAUCAGUCUAAAAUGAAAUGAACUUCCAGCCCUGCCCCUUAUUUUGCUUAUACCCAAAUGGGCGGUACAGAAUAUUAAACAGAACUACAAGUCAAUAAAAAGGGAUGACCGAACAAUAAAAUUAACUCAGCUCGGAAAAAGGGUAAACAGGAAGAAAGUCAUGUGGGCAGUUUUAGAAAUCAACCCUCUCUUGCUCGUGUAUCUUAUUUUGUUGUAUUCUUUCCUCUCUUCUGCCGUGUCCAACUCUCUUUAUUCCUCCUCCUGCCAGUUACAGGGACAGUUUCAUCUAAAUGGGCUGCACAAAGCUGGAGAUGUGGUUCUAGGUGGGAUUUUUCAGAUUCACUUUUUCUCUGUGUUUCCUGAUAUGUCUUUUACCUCAGAGCCACAACAGCCUACCUGUCACGGUUUUGAUAUUCUAGGAUUCAGGCAGGCCCAGACCAUGGCCUUUGCUAUUGAUGAGAUUAACAGAAACUCCAACCUACUACCUAAUGUGACUCUGGGAUACACGCUUUAUGAUAAUUGCCUCAAACUAGGCAUUGGAUUUCGUGCAGCAAUGUCGCUAGUCAGUGGUCAAGAGCAGCAGUUUAUAUUAGAUGAGACCUGUGUAGGAACCCCUCCAGUCAUAGGGAUUGUGGGUGAUUCUUCCUCUACACGUUCUAUUGCCAUAUCCUCUGUCAUAGGUUUGUACAGAGUACCUAUGGUGAGUUAUUUUGCCACAUGUUCCUGUCUGAGUGACCGGCAAAAGUUUCCAUCCUUUUUUAGGACGAUUCCAAGUGAUGCCUUUCAGGUGCGUGCUAUGAUUCAGAUUCUUAACCACUUUGGCUGGACCUGGGCAGGUUUGCUGGUCAGUGAUGAUGACUACGGACUCCACGCUGCUCGAUCUUUCCAGUCUGACCUGGCACACUCUGAUGGAGGUUGUCUAGCUUACUUUGAGAUUUUGCCCUGGGGAAGUGACCAAGCUGAACUGAGGAGGAUUGUGGAAGUGAUGAGGAAAUCCACAGCUCGUGUGGUCAUUGUGUUUGCACAUGAGAGUCACAUGAUUAACCUCAUGGAAGAGGUGGUGAGGCAGAAUGUGACAGGCCUGCAGUGGAUGGCCAGUGAAGCUUGGACAGCAGCUACUGUGCUCCAGACCCCUGACCUCAUGCCGUACCUGGCUGGCACACUGGGCAUUGCCAUCCGUCGAGGAGAAAUACCGGGGCUCAGGGAAUUUCUCCUAGAAAUACGCCCUGACCUACACCACAACAACAGCAAUGGAAAUAGCAUAGUUAAACUCUUUUGGGAAUACACAUUUCAGUGCAGAUUCACACCUCCUCCAGCAGGUUGGGUGAAGGCUGGGGGAGCAUUAUGCACUGGACAAGAAGAUUUAAAGGAUGUGAAGACUGAGUUUUUGGACGUUUUGAACCUCAGGUCAGAGUAUAAUGUGUACAAGGCUGUGUAUGCUCUGGCCUACGCCCUUGAUGACAUGCUGCAGUGCACACCAGGGAGAGGGCCUUUCAGCGGGCACAGCUGUGGCAAUAUAAAAGGACUGGAGCCAUGGCAGCUAGUGUAUUACUUGCAAAAGGUGAACUUCAUCACACCGUUUGGUGAUCAAGUGUCGUUUGAUGAGAAUGGUGAUGCCUUACCAAUCUACGAUAUCAUGAACUGGCUGUGGCUCCCUGAUGGAAUAAUUAACGUUCAGAAUGUGGGCGAGGUUAAGAGGUUGGCUUUCAAAGGUGAAAAACUCACAAUUUAUGAAGACAGAAUCUUCUGGAACUUCGAAUCAAAAAAGCCACCCUUCUCAGUGUGCAGUGAGAGCUGCCCUCCAGGUACCCGUAUGGCCCGAAGGAAAGGGGAACCUGUGUGCUGUUUUGAUUGCAUCCCUUGUUCUGAUGGAAAGAUCAGUAAUGAGACUGACUCCAUGGAGUGCACCAGUUGUCCAGAGGACUUCUGGUCCAGCCCCAAGCAUGAUCACUGUGUUCCUAAGAAAACAGAGUUUCUGUCCUACCAUGAGCCUCUGGGUAUUGGCUUGAUGGCUGCCUCCUUGCUGGGCACAUGUAUGUGUGCUGUUGUCCUGGGCAUCUUUAUUUAUCAUCGCAGAACACCUGUAGUACGCGCCAACAAUUCAGAACUGAGUUUCCAGCUAUUGCUAUCUCUUAAGUUAUGUUUCCUGUGUUCAUUGCUGUUUAUUGGCCGUCCCAGACUGUGGACAUGCCAGCUGAGACAUGCAGCAUUUGGGAUCAGUUUUGUGCUCAGCAUUUCAUGUAUCCUGGUGAAAACCAUGGUAGUUCUGGCUGUGUUCAAGGCCUCUAAGCCGGGGGGGGGAGCCAGUCUGAAGUGGUUUGGUGUUUUUCAGCAGAGAGGGACAGUUAUUGUUCUUACUUCUAUUCAGGCAGCAAUCUGCACUGCAUGGAUUGUGUCUGCCUCACCAGUUCCUCACAAAAACACGCAAUACCACACUGACAAGAUAGUUUAUGAGUGUAUAGUUGGGUCCACAUUUGGUUUUGCAGUGUUACUGGGCUAUAUUGGCUUACUGGCAAUCCUUAGUUUUCUAAUUGCAUUUAUAUCAAGGAAUCUUCCAGACAGUUUCAAUGAGGCCAAGCUCAUCACCUUCAGCAUGCUGAUCUUCUGUGCUGUGUGGGUGGCCUUUGUCCCUGCUUAUAUCAGCUCGCCAGGAAAAUAUGCAGAUGCAGUGGAGGUAUUUGCCAUCCUGGCCUCCAGUUUUGGUCUCUUGGGGGCACUGUUUGGACCCAAAUGUUACAUAAUCCUACUGAGGCCAGAGAGGAACACAAAGAAGGCAAUUAUGGGUCGGAACAUCCAGUCACAAUAACUACACUUAUUUUCAUGCAACUGAA
Molecule: messenger RNA, 4227 nt
Organism: Acanthopagrus latus (yellowfin seabream)
Lineage: Eukaryota; Metazoa; Chordata; Actinopteri; Spariformes; Sparidae
Product: extracellular calcium-sensing receptor-like
Exons: 9
Coding region: 1557-4202 (881 amino acids)
Biological process (GO): G protein-coupled receptor signaling pathway
Cellular component (GO): membrane
Molecular function (GO): G protein-coupled receptor activity
Source: RefSeq, a predicted model, not a curated record